This is a messenger RNA of Drosophila sulfurigaster albostrigata, 295 nucleotides long. Its product is annotated as metallothionein-2-like. The transcript is spliced from 2 exons. Gene Ontology annotation, molecular function: metal ion binding. The record is from RefSeq and is a predicted model, not a curated record. The coding region runs from base 89 to 214 and encodes 41 amino acids. Lineage: Eukaryota; Metazoa; Arthropoda; Insecta; Diptera; Drosophilidae.
AAUAUCAAAAAAACAAUACGCAAAGUUCGCGUCAACAUAACAUAUCAUAUUAAAGUUUUAAAAACCUUUUAAAAAAACAACAAUCAAGAUGCCUUGCAAAGGAUGCGGAAACAACUGCCAGUGCACUGCCGGCCAAUGUGGAGGUAACUGUGCUGGAAACCAACAAUGUCAAUGCGCUAGCAAACCCGCCUCCAAGUGCUGCCAGAAUAAAUAGAGGCUGCUAUGACCUUAAAGAGUUCUAUAAUUAAAUCUCCGACUGAUUGUGAAUAACUAAAGCGUAAUAAAUAUAAUGUAU